This is a messenger RNA of Caenorhabditis elegans, 1002 nucleotides long. The record is from the annotation of a RefSeq genome assembly. Lineage: Eukaryota; Metazoa; Nematoda; Chromadorea; Rhabditida; Rhabditidae.
AUGUUUAAUAACAUAAUAAAAAUUGUUUCAAACAUCGGACUCUGCACGAGUUUUCUGUCCAAUAUGAUGCUCAUAAUUCUCACGGUCUGCUUCAUCAAAAAAAUUACCGGCACUUAUAAAAAGAUGGUCAUCGGAUUUUCAAUUAUGGGAUUUUCCCUCUCAUUAGCUGAAUACAUAGCCAUGCCAUUCGCUCAUAAUUACAACGAUGCUAUGAUGAUUUUUAGCAUUAACACGUCGAUCGCAUCAAAAACUCUCUGACGUAUUGCAAUAGCCAUUUGGGUUAACUUUUAUGUCUCGGUGAUCAUAUUCAUCUCUCUGCAAUUUGCAUAUCGUUACCUGUGCUUGGCACACAAACAGUGGCAGGAAAAGUUUGACAAUAUGUGGAGUAUAAUUUGGAUUUUAUAUUCAUUAACUCCUGGGACGAUGUAUGCUGUUUUGUAUUAUAGAUUUUGUGCACCGGAUGAUUAUGCAAAAUCAUAUUUGCACAAAGAAAUAUCAGACAAUUACGGAAUAUUAAUGCCAGACAUUUCUGGAUUUGUGAUGCUCAUAUACGCUGCUGAUGGAUAUAUUCGAUUGAAGGACCUGGGAUUCUUGUUUCUUGCAUCGUUUAUUAUAUUGUCUCACUAUCUAGUGAUAUUCUAUUGCGGAAUCAAGAUACACUUCAAAAUAAAAUCCGAGUUGGAAACGUUUUCUAUUCAAAACAAAAAGUUGCAAAUGCAAUUGUUCAAAGCUCUAGUUGUCCAAUGUGUGGUCCCAACAGUUUGUAUAUUUUUUCCGGCUAUUCCAAUUCUGAUGACUCCGCUUUUGUCACCGUACAUUCAAGGAAAUAUCAGCUUGCAAACCGGGUGGUUGUAUGCGUUUAUUGGAAUUUAUCCGCCGUUUGACGCAAUUUGCUUCAUGUGGAUCGUUGCGGAAUACAAAGCGGUAAUCCGAAAUAAACUCCUUUGUGGAAUUUCAAAGGUCGAAGUGUCUCAUCAUAGCACUGCAAAUGUUACCAAUUAA